Messenger RNA from Lottia gigantea (owl limpet), 258 nucleotides. RefSeq lists its product as hypothetical. The transcript has a single exon. Gene Ontology annotation, biological process: cell development; regulation of transcription by RNA polymerase II; neuron differentiation. Gene Ontology annotation, molecular function: DNA-binding transcription factor activity, RNA polymerase II-specific; RNA polymerase II cis-regulatory region sequence-specific DNA binding. Gene Ontology annotation, cellular component: nucleus. The annotation marks the transcript as partial. The record is from RefSeq and is a predicted model, not a curated record. NCBI's taxonomy places the organism in Eukaryota, Metazoa, Mollusca, Gastropoda, Lottiidae.
UUAUUUAGUUAUGCUGGACUAGAUCUCAACAGUGCUGCACGCCGUAAAGCCGCGACACGAGAAACGACAAGUCCCUUGAAAGCUUGGCUCAGUGAACACCGUAAAAACCCCUACCCAACCAAAGCCGAGAAAAUCAUGUUGGCCAUCAUCACCAAAAUGACUUUAACUCAAGUUUCUACGUGGUUUGCUAAUGCUCGAAGACGACUGAAGAAAGAGAAUAAGUUAUGUUGGGAUUCUGCUGAUGAUAAAGAUGAUGAU